GUUGGCCCCGCGAGUAAUUGAGCCAGCGACUGGUCAGCUGUGUACGUGGUGAGCCGGUGACUGGUACAGUGCUCACCCCGCAGUCACGUGGGGAAGGCUGGCUUUCACGAGCGGAUAGACGAUCCACAUGUAGUCAGUCAGAGCCGAGUGCCGUUGCCGUCCCUCGCUUAUCUGCUCGGCUCAUGGACCAGGCUGUAUUGAUUCUCCCAAGUGUCCACGUAGUCUAUGCAUUGUUUUCCUUGUGAUCGUAUACACAUUCCUCAGCUCGUGUGAAGAACAGAGCCGAGCAGCAAGCAAAGCGAUUCAAAUAACUAUAAUCCUGCAACAAUGGCAUUCUCUACACCCAUGGCUGGACUCGCAUGCCUUCGCGCCGCAACGAGGAGCCUCGCUGCGGGUGGCGCGUCGGCGUACGCAGGCUGCAGCGGUAGCAAGGUGGUGACAGCAGCCGCCCUGCGUCGUGCUUAUGCUUCCGAGGCGGCCGUCGGUGGGCCGAGCUUCAAGCUGACGGAAGACCAGGAGGCGUACCGAGAUCUUGCGCGCAAGUUCACCGAAGAGCACAUCAUCCCCAAGGCCGAGCACCAUGACAAGACGAUGGAGUACCCCUGGGAGAUCAUCAAGGCCGCUCACAGCGUUGGCUUGCUCAACACGCACAUCCCAGAACAAUACGGAGGGUCUGGCCUGGGCCUGAUGGAAUGCAGUCUGAUCAGCGAGGAGCUCGCGUACGGCUGCUCAGGGAUCCAGACGGCCAUCGAGGCCAAUGGGCUUGCUGAGGCCCCCCUGAUUGUCUCGGGCAGCGACCACGUGAAGAGCAAGUACCUUGGUCGCAUGACCGAGGAGCCGCUCGUUGCUGCGUACUGCGUCACCGAGCCGGGCGCAGGCUCAGACGUGGCCAAUAUUUCCACGCGUGCAGAGAAGAAAGGCGACAAGUGGGUCAUCAACGGGUCCAAGAUGUGGAUAACUAACGGCGGAUAUGCCAACUGGUACUUCGUCCUCGCCAAGACCGACCCGUCGCAGAAGGCCGGCAAGAGCAUGACUGGCUUUGUCGUCGAUGGUGAUUCGCCCGGCAUCACGCGAGGCAAGAAGGAGAUCAACAUGGGCCAGCGCUGCAGCGAUACGCGUAUGAUUACCUUCGAGGACGUUGAGGUACCCGAGGAGAAUGUGCUUGGCAAGCCCGGUGACGGAUUCCGGACGGCCAUGGGAGCGUUCGACAUCACGCGCCCGCUGGUUGCAUCUGGCGCCAUAGGUGUCGCCUCACGUGCGUUCCACGAGGCGGCCAAGUACGCCUCAGAGCGGCGCACGAUGGGCGUGCCGAUCAUUCAGCACCAAGCGAUCGCGUUCAAGCUAGCCGACAUGGCAAUGCGCGUCGAGGCGGCGCGCAACAUGGUCUGGAAGUCAUGCUGGGUCAAGGACCAAGGACAGAGGAACACGUUCUACGCUUCCAUGGCCAAGGCCAUGGCGUCCGAGGCGGCGGUCAGCAAUGCGAAUGAUGCGGUGCAGGUCUUUGGCGGAGCCGGCUUCAACACGGAAUACCCCGUCGAGAAGCUCUACAGAGACUCAAAAAUUUUCAUGCUGUACGAGGGUACCUCAGAAAUCCAGCGUCGCAUUGUCUCCAAGUACAUCGAGGAACAGUACAAACCGUAGGGGCGCAUAGAUGCACUUCCAGUAACUUGCGCAUGUUGCGCUCUUUCGCAUCACUUGCAUGGUUGGGAGACUGCAAAAAGAUCGAUCUGGCUGCGGUUGCUUUGAGCGAUCAAGCUCAAGCGGAAGAGCCAAAGCAUGCGUUCGUUCUCUGGCGUAGAUCGCCUUCGCGGCCUCUUAGUUGUGGAUCAGCAUACAUGCUCGUACACUGUCGUUGAAACACAUCCGUCUUGCAUGCGUUGAGACGGGAACAGCGUCAUACUCGCUGUGCAACGCAUUACAUGCCCACUUUGGCGCUGUGAG
This is a messenger RNA of Tilletiaria anomala UBC 951, 1941 nucleotides long. RefSeq names its product acyl-CoA dehydrogenase NM domain-like protein. Gene Ontology annotation, cellular component: mitochondrion. Gene Ontology annotation, biological process: medium-chain fatty acid catabolic process; fatty acid beta-oxidation. The transcript has 6 exons. Lineage: Eukaryota; Fungi; Basidiomycota; Exobasidiomycetes; Georgefischeriales; Tilletiariaceae. The record is from RefSeq and is a predicted model, not a curated record. Gene Ontology annotation, molecular function: medium-chain fatty acyl-CoA dehydrogenase activity; flavin adenine dinucleotide binding. The coding region runs from base 328 to 1641 and encodes 437 amino acids.